UUGGCGGUAUUUUGAAAAAGAGGCAGGCCCUGUUUUUCUUCUCGUGGAUGAAAGUAAUUAAUCUUAUUAAUAUGGCUGAGUUGCCAGCUGUGCAGCUGUCGGAGGACGCUCAGUCGGAGCUCCUGGAGAUGUGUGAGCAGCAGUUUAUUCACCUUGAACAGCUCCAGAAUGAGAUUAUACUCUGUGAAUCAGAUUUCUGUAAGAAUCUGCAAGAACAGUCAGUAAACAGGCUGAUGGCAACAGAAGCUGAAGUCAAGCAGUGGCUGGCAGAGGAGCCGAAGUUGCUGGCAACAAACUCUGAAAUUUUACUUCAAGCUGGAAAAGAGGAGAUGCUCAAGCUGUGCUCUGAGCUGGAGAUGAUCCUUUCUUGUUGUGAAGCCAAGAGAGACAAACUGAAAGAGACUAAAGAGCUUGAACAGAAAUGGCUGGAGGAGAAGAAACGGGUGCUAAUAGCUGCCAAAGAUCACGCUGAACAACUUAAAAUGGAAAGUGAGAAAUCAUCAAAGUACAAUGUGUUGCAGGACACCAAAGCAAAAGUCCAGAAGAUGAAAGAAUACCAAGACAAGCUGAUGGAGUCUCUGGGGGACAUCCUGGAGAAGCAUGUUCCUCUGCCUCAGAGCGAAUCCAGUUCAAGUAGAAAAAAGAAGAAUACUGUGGCUGAGAUUACUGACGACAUCAUUUCACUCAGUGAAAUUCUGGAGAUACUCAUGAACAAAGUCCUGAACACACCGCACGACCCCUACGUUUUAAUAGAUGACACAUUCUGGCCACCAUACGUGGAGAUGCUGCUGCGCUAUGGGAUUGCAGUGAGACACCAAGAGAAUAACUUAAAGAUACGCCUGGAAACAUUUUUCUAAUAAUGUGGUUCAUUCAGCAUCUAAACACCACUUGUUUUUACUUUAAAUGUGCUUGUACAUUGCAGUCAUUUGUGUCAGCUGAUAUGAGGACUUAACUGCAAGGAGGCUGAUUUACUCUACGUGUGUGUAUCAUAGUUAAGAUCUUCAUUUAGGCUUCAGAUGGAAUUUUAAGUUAUUUUGUAUAGUGACUGUGUGUGUUUUUUUUAGUUUUCUCCAAGUAUUUUCAAGUAGCUUAACAAUAUGUUUCUCCCACUGUAAUUUUUACUUAUUAGAUUUUAAACUUUAAACCCCAUGUUUCUUUUUACCUUAUUUUUCUGCAAACUGGAUUAUAUAAGUCAGUGUUAUUCUACCAAUUAUCACCACAUAUUUGUAUAUGUUGAACUGGGUCUUUUUUCAUUUUAUAGUUUUUAACAUGACUUCUGAAACUGUUCUAUGUGUAAUAAACUUGGGAUGUUCA
Molecule: messenger RNA, 1314 nt
Organism: Melanotaenia boesemani (Boeseman's rainbowfish)
Lineage: Eukaryota; Metazoa; Chordata; Actinopteri; Atheriniformes; Melanotaeniidae
Gene: cenpk
Product: centromere protein K
Exons: 10
Coding region: 48-857 (269 amino acids)
Biological process (GO): mitotic sister chromatid segregation; kinetochore assembly
Cellular component (GO): nucleus
Source: RefSeq, a predicted model, not a curated record